Messenger RNA from Chroicocephalus ridibundus (black-headed gull), 2472 nucleotides. RefSeq names its product atypical chemokine receptor 2 (gene ACKR2). The record is from RefSeq and is a predicted model, not a curated record. Lineage: Eukaryota; Metazoa; Chordata; Aves; Charadriiformes; Laridae. Gene Ontology annotation, biological process: positive regulation of cytosolic calcium ion concentration; calcium-mediated signaling; immune response. The transcript is spliced from 3 exons. The coding region runs from base 59 to 1258 and encodes 399 amino acids. Gene Ontology annotation, molecular function: C-C chemokine receptor activity; C-C chemokine binding. Gene Ontology annotation, cellular component: external side of plasma membrane; membrane.
AGGGAGAAAAAGCACCUUGGUGGGCUGUGGAAGAGACCCAGAAACGGAAAUUUUGGGGAUGGCUUGUCCUGAUGUGGGUGCAGAGAAGCCUGGAAUUGCCUGGCAUGGGUAUUUAAGCAAGUUUGGACAUGAGGCCACAACAGGCAGCCACUUGUCAAACGCAACUUCAAAGGUGGCAACAACAACCGCUGCCACCUUGCUGGAUGCUGCCAAUUCGAGCGACUACCCGUAUGAGUACUUGGAUGAAGAGGAUUAUAUGCAGUAUGGCCUCUGCACAAAAGAAGAGGUACUCUCCUUUGGCAGAGUAUUCUUGCCAUCUUUUUACACAGUGGUCUUCCUGGUUGGAUUGGCUGGGAAUGUCCUCCUGUUUAUUGUCCUCGUUGUGUACCUCAGGAAAAGAAAGAAAAUGACGGAGGUGUAUCUGCUGAACCUGGUGGUUUCAGACUUCUUCUUGCUACUAACUCUUCCUUUUUGGGCUCUGUACAUUUCUCAGGGGGUAACCUGGGACAUAUUGUGCCCGGUCUUAAAUGCCACGUACACUGUGAAUUUCUACAGUGGUAUCUUUUUUGUGAGCUGCAUGAGUCUGGACAUGUAUCUGCAGAUAGUUCAUGCUUGCUCUCCUCGCAGCUCCCUGACACGGAAGAAGUCCAUCCUUGUCUUGGUGGUGGUAUGGGUCCUUUCCAUACUUCUCUCCAUUCCUGAUGGCCUCUUUACCAGCACAAGGCAAAUCCACAACAAAACCGUCAUGUGCACCCAUGAUUAUGGCCAGAAACACUUAUUUUGGAAAGUUGUCUUUCGGGUCAUUCAAAACAUCCUGGGUUUCCUUUUUCCCUUCCUUUUCAUGGUGUUCUGCUAUUCCCGCAUAGCGUGUGUCCUCACCACAUCUCAGAUGCCUGGCUCAAGGAGAGCACUCUGCUUAGUCUUUACUCUGGUGGGUGUCUUCUUUGUCCUGUGGUCCCCUUACAACAUUGUCCUCAUCCUUCACUCCCUGCAAGACGUCGGUGUGAUCAGGAGCUGUGAAAGCAGCAAGCGAUUGGACUAUGCCAUGCACGUCACGGAGAGUUUGUCCUUUGUCCACUGCUGUCUCAACCCCUUGCUCUACGCUUUUGUGAAAAAACGAUUCAGGUUAUAUUUACGGAAGAUCCCGCAGGCUAUUUUCAGGAGAAGCGCUUUCUCUGACAUCCAGCCCUCAGAGACAAGCCAGUCUUGCAACAGAUACACAGCUGAGAUAGAAAUGUUGAGUAUCACAAAUGCGUGAUAAAUAUUUACAUUCUUUACGUUACAUGUACGCCCUCUAUGCUGAUCCUGGCCAUGCAAUGGAGUUGGUGGGAGCCCACAGCACUGCGUAACCAGAUAUUUCAUUCUAGUGCCAGCACCGAGAUGAGGAUUUUCUGUGUUGGGAUUGAAAAAGUAUCCAUGGGAUUUGUUUCUGUUAUAAAUGGAAUUAUUAUAAAAGGAUUGCCCUGAGUUUAUGCUCGUGGAAGAAGCCCAGCUCCUGUCUGGAGUAUGUGAGGAUUAGUGGAUGAAGGAGCAGCUUAUCUAGAUGUUGUGUCCUUAAAAGUGCAAACUGAAAUUUGUGCAGAACUUGUCCCCCAUAGAUCCCAAAGAGGCUGAUGGAGGAGAGCAAUCCCAUUAUCCCUCCAGCUCGUGGUGUGAGCCAGGGAAUGGAUUUGCCAUGCUCAUCCAUCAAACCAGACACAGGUGGCCAGAAGCCCAGCUUGUGGGGUGGCUUUGCUUCUCCUGGCUUUUGCCAUCUUCCAGGUAGAUGUGUUCAACCAGGCUCAUCCCUUUGUUUACCAGGAGAGACAACGGGAGGAAUUCGGACUGGGUUGUCUGACCAAUGCUGGGUUUCUCCGUUACGAUCAGCUGUGCCACGCUCGGGUGUGCUGAGCGGGAAACUGUAUCUUUCCGAGGGACAGAUCCUUGGUUAGGGAUCAGUUUGAUCAUCAGCUGAUUUGAGAUCAGUUUGAUGAGCAACAAAGUUCAAACCAGUAACAACCAGUGAAAAAGAGAAAAAAAAGAGGGCUCAGCAGAAUGGUGGUGGAGGCAUUUGCCUUCCUGAAGAUUGAUUGUGACAACAUAAAAAAGAUCCAUGGAUACUGUCGUUAAUAAGUUAUUGGCUUCGCAACACCACAGUGAGAACAUGGCCCUGGACAGAAGGGCACAGAUAGCUGUUUGCCAAUCCUUAUUACCCAGCGCAGCUUUAAAGUUCAAGGUUAUUCGUUUGGUGACCUUUAUUUAAAGGUACUAUUCACCUCAAAUACCCCUCGAACCUUAAACGGGCACUUUCCAGCCUGGAAAACUAUUGAGCACGGGAGUUGCCUAGAAUAGCACAAAUAAAAUUAACAAUUUAAGAGAAAACACUUAUCACCUUAAUUUUAUUGCUAGACAAGGUUACUGGACUGAGAAGGGCUUUGAGUUGGUCUAGAAAGGUGGAUUUGUUUUCACUGCUGUUAUUUUUCUUGCCAAUGU